Messenger RNA from Venustampulla echinocandica, 3648 nucleotides. Its product is annotated as DNA-directed RNA polymerase subunit beta. Gene Ontology annotation, biological process: DNA-templated transcription. Lineage: Eukaryota; Fungi; Ascomycota; Leotiomycetes; Helotiales; Pleuroascaceae. Gene Ontology annotation, cellular component: RNA polymerase III complex. The record is from RefSeq and is a predicted model, not a curated record. The transcript has 6 exons. The coding region runs from base 1 to 3648 and encodes 1215 amino acids. Gene Ontology annotation, molecular function: DNA-directed RNA polymerase activity; DNA binding; ribonucleoside binding.
AUGCCUCCCAGAAAGAAGGCUCCUGCUGCAGGGCCUGUAGAGGUUGCAGCAGCUUCAAGUUCGCAACCCGAGAAACCUACUGCCGAUCCAGCACAAGGCGCUGCCCCGGCGGAUGCAAGCACAGCUACAGACAAUCCGAAGCGCAAACGAACCAGAACGACAAAGCCGGCCCCAAAGGUGGAACCAGAGCCGCCCAUAGGAGAUGAUACGUUUUCCGCCUUGCUCGAGCCGUUUUAUGGAGGGAAGAGCAUGACCGAUCCGAUCAACACGGCCAAGGACAAGUGGAAUCUACUACCCGCUUUCUUGAAGGUGAAGGGCCUGGUCAAGCAGCAUAUCGACUCAUUCAACUUCUUCGUCGACAACGAAAUACAGCAGAUAGUAAGGGCGAAUAAGCGGGUGACCAGCGAUGUGGAUAACAAGUUCUGGCUCGAGUACACCGGCAUCCACGUUGGGGCUCCCGAGCGCCUCGAUUAUGACGACCGCAAGCCCCAGAAUGAAAUCACCCCCAACGAAUGUCGCCUGCGGGACAUGACCUACGCGGCGCCGAUUCGGGUCAGCAUCAAAUACACUCGGGGGAAGUCUGUUAUUGCGAGGAAAAAUAUUGCCAUUGGAAGGAUGCCGAUAAUGCUGCGGAGUUCCAAAUGUCGCCUGGCUGGGAAGAAUGAUCGUCAGAUGGCUCACAUGAACGAGUGUGCGCUGGACCCAGGUGGCUAUUUCAUUGUAAACGGAACAGAGAAGGUCAUUCUUGUGCAAGAGCAGUUGAGCAAGAACAGAGUCAUUGUCGAGGCCGAUCCCAAGAAGGGCAUUGUCUCUGCAUCAGUGACGAGUUCCACCCACGAGAGAAAAUCCAAGAGUUACGUCCUCAUGAAAAAGGAGCGAAUCGUUCUACAACACAACAUCCUCCAAGAGCCCAUACCCAUUGUCAUUGUACUCAAGGCCAUGGGUAUUCAAUCGGACCAUGAAAUGCUCAUGCUGGUCGCGGGUGCGGACAGCGCGUAUCAAGACGAAUUCGCCGUUAACUUUGAAGAGGCUGCAAAGCUCAACAUCUUCUCCCAGCACCAGGCCCUGGAAUUUAUCGGAACGCGAGUCAAGAUGGGCGGAAGGAACAGAGGCCCGGGCGGACACCAACGUCGGAAUUAUAUUGGGGAUGGACUUGAAGCCCUUGCCAACAUCGUUAUCACGCAUGUCCCGGUCAUUGGCCUCGAUUUCCGCCCCAAGGCGCUAUACGUUUGUUUUAUGGUUCGCCGCGUCCUGAUGGCAAUGCAUGACCCAAAACUUGUGGAUGACAGGGAUUACGUUGGCAAUAAAAGACUGGAGCUUGCCGGGCAGCUUUUGUCGCUACUCUUUGAAGAUUUAUUCAAGAAAUUCAACCAUGACUUGAAAAUGAACAUUGACAAGGUUCUCAAGAAGCCAAAUCGGACAAUGGAAUUCGAUGCAUAUAACCACAUGCAAUCGCACGGAAAUUAUAUUACCCUUGGUAUGAACCGAGCUAUCUCGACUGGUAAUUGGAGCGUCAAGCGGUUCAAGAUGGAGCGGGCCGGAGUAACACAUGUUCUAAGCAGACUGAGUUAUAUCAGUGCUCUUGGGAUGAUGACUCGAAUCAGCAGUCAGUUUGAGAAGACUAGGAAAGUCAGUGGUCCUCGAGCUCUGCAGCCUUCACAAUUCGGCAUGCUUUGCCCGUCCGAUACCCCAGAAGGUGAAGCAUGUGGUCUCGUCAAGAAUUUGGCGCUUAUGACGCACAUCACAACGAAUGAUGAGGAAGAGCCCAUCAGGAAGCUAGUCUUCGUUCUUGGUGCAGAAGACAUCGUCUCUAUGAGCGGCCAGGAGAUUUACGCGGAGGGUGCAUAUGUAGUCUUCGUCAAUGGUACUCCCCUUGCCCUUACGAAGCAACCCAAACAGUUUUUGAACUCUUUCCGAACGUUUCGACGCAUGGGUCGCGUUUCGGCGUUUGUUAGCAUCUACAUCAAUCACCACACAAAUGCCGUCCACAUAGCGACCGAUGAAGGCCGAAUUUGUCGGCCGCUGAUCGUGGUCGAAAACGGCAAGUCCAAGGUCACUAAACGCUCUCUCGAGGCUUUACGGAAAUGGAAGAUAGAUUUCGACGGCUUCCUUCAUCGAGGGCUCUUGGAGUAUGUGGAUGUCAACGAAGAAAACGAUUCCAAUAUCGCGCUUUACGAGAACGAAAUCGAGGAGUCUACAACCCAUCUUGAAAUCGAACCCUUUACUAUCUUGGGCGCUGUGGCGGGCCUCAUCCCAUAUCCGCAUCACAACCAGUCUCCUAGAAAUACCUACCAGUGUGCUAUGGGUAAGCAAGCCAUUGGAGCCAUUGCAUACAAUCAGUUCUCACGAAUCGACACCUUGCUCUACCUUAUGGUCUACCCUCAACAGCCUAUGGUAAAGAGUCGGACCAUAGAGCUGAUUCAUUACGACAAGCUUCCUGCUGGCCAAAAUGCCACCGUCGCUGUCAUGUCAUACUCUGGAUACGAUAUUGAGGAUGCUUUAGUGUUGAAUAAAGCAUCCUGUGACAGAGGCUUUGGCAGAUGCCAGGUCUUCCGCAAGUACUCGACACGGCUACAAAAAUACCCCAACAGAUCUGCAGAUCGCAUCGGAGAUCGAGUGAUGGACGAAAAAGACCCAAGCAAGCCAAUUAAGAAACAUGCCAUCUUGGGAUCGGAUGGUUUGGCAAUGGUCGGGGAGCAAGUCAACAUGGGCGAAGUCUAUCUCAACAAAGAGGUACCACUCAACACGACAUCGACAGGAAUUGGUUCAGACUACGGCACAAACGAGCACAAGCCCGCGCCCAUGACAUAUCGCCUCCCUGAUCAUAGCUACAUCGACAAGAUCAUGCUCUCGCAGACCGAAAACGAAAGUAUGGUGGUCAAGGUACAAACCCGACAGACACGUCGUCCUGAGCUCGGCGACAAAUUCUCCUCUCGCCACGGACAGAAGGGUGUCGUGGGCAUCAUCGUCAACCAAGAAGACAUGCCCUUCUCAGACUCGGGCAUAAACCCCGACAUAAUCAUGAACCCCCACGGUUUCCCAUCCCGCAUGACAGUAGGAAAGAUGCUCGAAACCCUAUCUGGCAAAGCUGGCGUCCUCAACGGGACACUGGAAUACGGAACGGCGUUCGGGGGCAGCAACGUCGACGACAUGGGCCAGAUCCUCAUUGACCACGGAUUCAGCUAUUCAGGCAAGGACUACCUCACAAACGGAAUCACCGGCGAAGCCUUACCGGCAUACGUCUUCUUCGGCCCCAUCUAUUACCAGAAGCUCAAGCACAUGGUGCAAGACAAAAUGCACUCCCGCUCCCGCGGCCCACGCGCAAUCCUCACCCGCCAGCCGACCGAAGGUCGAUCCCGCGACGGUGGUCUACGUCUAGGAGAGAUGGAGCGGGAUUGCCUGAUCGCGUACGGCGCGAGUCAACUUCUGCUCGAGCGACUAAUGCUGAGCAGCGACGCUCACGAAGUCGAUAUCUGCGAGGUCUGCGGUAUGAUGGGGUAUCAGGGCUGGUGUCAGACAUGUCAGAGCACAAGAGGCGUGACGAGGAUGACGAUGCCGUAUGCGGCGAAAUUGCUGGUGCAGGAGUUGCUGAGUAUGAAUGUGCUGGUUAGGUUGAAGCUGGAGGAUGAGUUUCCGCACCCUAGAUAG